AUGGACAUAACUAGUUUUCUUGACAGUGCCGGGCUGACACAUUUGUCGCAGCGUAUGGUGGAGGAGGGAGUGACACUUGAUUUUUUGCUGCAAGCAAAUGAUGAAGAGUUGUCUGAACUGACAACAAAAGUUGCAGACAAAAUAAGACUGAGAUCUUCAUUAGAGAAAAUUAGACAAAAAAACGCCCCUUUUAUGAAUGACCCCGUACUGUUCUCUCCAAGGUCCAGCGCAUGCAGCAGCCCAGUGCCAGUAGCUUUGCCUGAAAGGCAAAGUAUAUUAAUUCUAGGACCAAAUGGAACUCUUGAGGGUACUCCAUUAGAGAUCAGACCAAGUGUACAGCCCACUAUACAACAGAUCACACCUGUGCAACCACCUACGAUACCGGCCACACCUGUGCAGCCUCCACAGCCUCCACAGGCGUUGCAAGAUUAUAAUAGGGAAGGAUACUUCAAACCAAAGUUGGUGAGGAACAAGCAAAUUCAACCGCGUUGCUGGGAAUUGUUGCUUUGCUCCGGCAAAUGCACACUAUCGCAGUACCGAAAAAAAAAGUGUGGAGGCUGUCAAGGCACGAGGCAAGCACUGGUUUCCUGGCGCGCGUUGCAGCAGCGUCAGAGAUUGCCACAUAUUGCCCUCAACAAGAGGCAUUCAACCUCUCAAAAGGCAUAGAAUCAACCAUACAUACUUGCGGUCGGACCUUCAUGGGCUAAUAUACACAGGUAUGAAAUUGUUACCACUGCUGGAGGGCUAAGAUAUCAAGUAUCCACCAUUUGUGAGACUAUAAAGGUGACGUAUAAUUUAUACUGGGCAUUGGACUUAGCGUACCCUAAGGUAGCUGCACCUUGUUGGAUGUUUAUCCAACGGGCCAUAUUUAAGAUGAAAUUUAAGUUUGACUCUGAAGGAGUUCUAUUAAGAGAACUACUUUCGCUAUUAAAUUCGCUUGAUUAAACUUUUGAACGCCUUUUGAUAAGUGUCUCGCGCCAUUAAACUAAUUUACUAAUAAACCAUAUUUGAUAAUACCUAGCUUGAUACAGUUGCGUUGACAUUAACACGGCGUUCUUGAAGUCCAAGGGGAUAAAGCAGCUACACUUCUUUGCACGAAUAUUGUAGAAAAAAGGAAAAUGACUACUUGUGCGGUAUGCAACACUUCCUUUGGCAGUUUUAUUCGGUUGAGGAAGCACAUGGCUUUUUAUCAUAAAUAAGUUACAACUUUGAUGAUCAUUACUUUGCAUACCGUGAUCAAGAAGCUCCUUCCGAAGAUGAGCCCAUAUAUCUUGAUUAUGACACUAUGCAUUAUCAUUUUCCUUGCAAUCUCAUCAAUAUGAGGCAUGGUGGGCUGACUAUGAAAUAUGUUUUUUGCGUAAGCCAUUGUAAUGUAAUUAAGUGUACUCAUUACUACUGUUACUGUUCCGAUUAAAGGUUCCGGCAUAUUGAAAGCAGUUUCACCGCUGUACUAAUAAAACAUUCCUCCUAUACACGCUGAUGUUGGUCUCUGACGCGUCGGUCACAUGCAGGAAUAAACACAAUGCUCUAUGAGACGCCGCAAAGCGACGCUGAUAGAUCUGCCGCGCAGACAUGAGUAUCGCUGUGCGGUGUCCCAUACCUACAACAUUGUUUAUUGGUACGCUUGACCGAUACCAGCGUUAGCAGGAAAUCAACCCUUAAAAGCGCAACUGUCCGCAACCGCGUUUGACCCGCUUUACUACAGCCAUUAUGACAGUUUGCGCGGCCCCACAGGGUCAUUGACGUCAUUGUAUAACUUCAACCCAAUCCGGAAAAUAACGCAAAUGUAUGUUCUAAAUAAACUAAAGCUGACACUCAGCUCAUACGUUUCCGUUGUUUUUCAAUUAGCAACAACCCUUUCGGCUCGGCCACGAC
Cydia fagiglandana is the source of this 1875-nucleotide messenger RNA. RefSeq lists its product as uncharacterized. Bases 1 to 666 code for a protein of 221 amino acids. The transcript has 5 exons. Lineage: Eukaryota; Metazoa; Arthropoda; Insecta; Lepidoptera; Tortricidae. The record is from RefSeq and is a predicted model, not a curated record.